CCUCACCCCACCACUCCCUAGGUACGUUCCAGACCUACGCCCUAAACGCAAAUUUUUACCUUGACGUUUAUUUAAUGACAUCAAAUGUAUGAAACUUAUGUCAAAUUUGACAUUUGUUGGGCUUGAAACAGUGGAUUGGAACGCAGCUAAAUUCUACUUUCAUUUUCAUGUUUGUUUGUUGCCCAAAUGCCCAUGAAAUGAGUUUCUUGGAGAGACUUUUACAGUUUAUUGAAAUUCAUCACAGCAGUGGACUGGGUCUUUAUAUAGUUCGUUAAUAGUUAUUUUUUUUUGUUAUUUAAGUAGGUAUCUAUCUAUUUCACCAAAACACGAUAAUAACAGGUACUUAAAGAAAAUGUUUCUUACUUUAUUCCUGAAGUAAGAUUCAAACUCAUCUCAUGAUGAUGACUACCAUGGCUUCGGGCGGUCCAGGAGACCCUCAUACUCAAAUGAACACCUACCGUAGUUAUGUGACUAUGCUAGCAGAUCCUGGUGCCAAGGACGAGAUCAAACUCAAGGCAGCACAGGAACUUUCCGAAAAUUUCGAGGUAAUAUUAAGUUCUCCACAAUACCCUCAAUUUCUAGACCAUUCAUUGAAAAUUUUCCUGAAAAUACUUCAAGAAGGUGAGCCUCAUUUCAUUGCUGAAUACAACAUCCAGCAAGUAAGGAAGCUAAUACUGGAAAUGAUCCAUCGUUUACCAAUAAACGAAACAUUAAGGACAUAUGUAAAAAGUAUUUUAAUUCUUAUGUUAAAAUUGAUGGAAAUUGAAAAUGAAGAAAAUGUUCUUGUCUGUCUGAAGAUUUUUAUGGAACUUCAUAAGCAGUAUCGUCCUGCUUAUAGCACAGAAGUUGAUAUACAUAAGUUCUUACAGUGGGUGAAAGGAAUUUAUUCAGAUUUGCCAAACCACUUACCCAAAAUUUUUGAACCAAAACCUACUAUUAGAGUAAAGGAUUUAUCUGAGGUAAACAUUGAACAGCUACUGCAAGAAACCUAUACUACUACACCAAUACACACGGAGAAAAAAUUGCUAGAUGGUAGUGUUGUUACAUACAAUCUCAUCCCUAGAUCAGUACUAUCACUUAAGGUAAUUCAAGAGUUACCAAUUAUAGUCGUUCUUAUGUAUCAGUUAUAUAAACAAAAUGUACAUCAAGAGGUUAGCAACUUUAUACCUCUCAUAAUGGAAACCAUCACUCUACAGCCAGCUGCUACGCACAGGCAAUCAGCAUCAUUUAACAAGGAAGUUUUUGUCGACUUUAUGGGAGCACAAAUCAAAACUUUAGCUUUUUUAGCAUAUAUAAUAAGGAUAUACCAAGACACUAUAGCCAAUCAUGCUAAUUUAAUGGUGAAAGGUAUCAUUGGCUUGUUGACAUUAUGCCCACCAGAAGUUGCUCAUUUGAGGAAAGAACUGGUGAUAGCCACGCGUCAUAUUCUCGCUACUGACUUAAGGCUUAAAUUUGUGCCCUAUAUGGAGCGUCUUUUUGAUGAAGAUGUAUUAUUGGGUGGUGGUUGGACAGUGCACGAGACUCUCAGACCACUAGCGUAUUCUACAUUAGCUGACUUGGUGCACCACGUGCGACAGCAUUUGCCAUUAUCGGAUCUGGCAAUUGCAGCGCACCUUUUUUCAAAAAAUGUCCAUGAUGAAUCUCUUCCAACAAGCAUUCAGACAAUGUCAUGUAAGCUGCUGUUAAACCUGGUGGACUGCAUCCGGCAGAGGUCGGAGAGCGAGGGCGCCGCGGCCGGCGCUCAGCCGCACGGCCGGCAGCUGCUCAUGCGCAUCCUCGAAGUGUUCGUGCUCAAGUUUAAGACCAUCUCCAAGCUCCAGCUGCCGGCGCUUAUGGCCAAGUGCAAACAAAGUACGCCUGCCACUGCGAGUACUACAACGGCUGGAGCCACACCUAGCACGCCAACCACACCGGCGCCAGGCACCCCCGCCGUCGAAAUAAAAAUGGAAGAAGAAAAACCGACGCCAGACUUCUUAGACAGCAUGUCGAAACCAGAGGAGAAGUCCAAAAUUGGUUUUCCUUCGUCACAGAUGAACAAUUUGAACGUGGGGGAUUAUAGAACGUUGGUGAAGACGUUGGUGUGCGGGGUCAAAACUAUCACUUGGGGCUGUGCAUCUUGCAAGACUACGACUGCAACCGAAGGGGCCUCGACUGCUACGAUUGCUGGUCAGAAGCAGUUUUCCGCGCGUGAGACACUAGUUUUUAUAAGGCUGGUGAGGUGGGGGCUGCAGUCUUUAGACAUCUAUACGCUGGCUGCCCCCCGCGCCCCCGCCACACCGCCGGCGCAGCCGCACGUCCGAUCGAAAGAGGAGAAGGAGGUGCUAGAACAUUUCAGCGGUGUAUUCUCCAUGAUGAAUCCUCAGACAUUUCAAGAGAUUUUCACGGCGACGAUCUCCCAUAUGGUGGAGAGAAUAAACAAAAAUAUGACAUUACAAAUUAUAGCGAACACGUUUUUAUCAAAUCCAGCGACUUCCCCGAUAUUCGCCACAGUUUUAGUUGAAUAUUUACUAAAAAGAAUGGAGGAGAUGGGAUCCAAUGUCGAGCGAUCCAAUUUAUAUUUGAGACUCUUUAAGUUGGUUUUCGGUUCAGUUAGUCUGUUUCCAACUGACAAUGAGCAAAUGUUGCGCCCUCAUUUGCACAACAUCGUCAAUAAAGCCAUGGACUAUGCUAUGACGGCUAAGGAGCCAUACAAUUAUUUUCUUCUUUUAAGAGCAUUGUUUCGAUCGAUUGGUGGGGGCAGUCACGAUUUAUUAUAUCAAGAAUUCCUGCCGCUUUUGCCUAACCUGUUGGAGGGGUUGAAUCGACUACAGAGUGGUCUUCAUAAACAGCACAUGAAAGAUCUCUUUGUAGAACUAUGCCUAACUGUGCCUGUGAGACUCAGCAGUCUAUUGCCUUAUUUACCUAUGCUUAUGGAUCCUUUGGUAUCGGCUUUGAAUGGAUCCCAUACAUUAAUAUCGCAAGGUUUACGCACUCUGGAGCUCUGUGUGGACAACCUUCAACCAGAUUUUUUGUAUGAACAUAUUCAACCAGUAAGAGCAGACUUGAUGCAAGCACUCUGGCGAACUCUGCAAAACAACGAGGUUGCAAGGAUAGCAUUCAGAGUUUUAGGGAAGUUCGGUGGCGGUAACCGUAAAAUGAUGAUAGAACCACAAAGACUGGAGUACCGUGAGACAGACGCACCGCCACCGGCUGUCCAAGCAUAUUUCCAAGACCAAUCUAAACCUAUAGAUUUUGAAGUAGAUAAAGUAAUAGAGACAGCCUUUUCUGCGUUAAAGUCUAGCACAACGGAUCCCUUCUAUAGGAGGCAGUGUUGGGAAGUGCUUCGAUGUUAUUUGGCUUCAUCAUUAAAUCUAGACGAUGAUAGACAAAUUCUUAUGAAACUCUUUAACCAUCCUAGUUUUACAGAGGGAAAAAUUCAGACCCAGAGUGGUCCUUAUUACAAAUGUGCAAAUAGUAUAGUGAGAAACACACAUCGGACGGCACUGACUGGAAUGUUUGUGGCGGCGGCUAUUAAAGAGUUGCGUCAUCACGUGCUACCGACAAUGGUGUCUUUAGUGCGCCAUUACACUAUGGUGGCGAUAGCUCAAGAAGCUGGACCGUUUUCAAAUACCGGGGGACCUAAAGAGGGUCUGGACGCUCUGGUUCUAGUGGAUGCUGUCGCAGUAGUGAUGGGCCAUGAGGAAAAAGAAUUAUGCAAACCGGGUCACCUUGCCCUCGUGCUUAUGAUAGAAACGGCUGCCACGGUUCUAGGCAGCAAAGAGCGAGCUUGCCGCCUACCUUUGAUGGAGUACUUAGCUGAGCGCAUGUCGGCUCUUUGUUACGAACGAGCUUGGUAUGCGAAGCUGGGUGGCUGCAUCGCUGUGAAGUUCAUGGUUGAGAAAAUGGCGCCUGAGUGGGUCUACAAGCACAUAUUUACGUUUUUGAAAUCGGUCCUGUUUGUCAUGAUGGAUCUUACCGGCGAAGUGUCGUCAGGCGCGAUAGACAUGGCUACUGUUAAUUUGGAGCGGCUGGUGCGAGUUUGUGUGACGGGGCCGGCGACACCGUCCUCUGAGUCGCCCGAUCCUGAGGUGGCGGCCGCGAAGGCCCGCGCCUUGCAUGAUGUGCUUCAGGAACUAGUCCUGCAAGUGACUAGUCCACACCUACUUGUGCGUCAACAGGCUAUGAAAUCGUUAGAAUUGAUAGCGGAGUUACAAAAUAAGACCGUUACCGAUGUAAUGGAUCCGCACAGAGAGGUAUUGGCGGAUAUUAUUCCGCCGAAGAAGCAUUUGCUCCGUCAUCAGCCGGCUAAUGCACAGAUGGGUCUUAUGGAUGGAACCACGUUCUGCACGACCUUGAAACCUCGACUAUUUACAAUUGACUUAUCAAUAAACGAGCACAAAGUAUUCUUCCGAGAGUUGCUUUCACUUUGCGAAGCGGAAGACGCUAUGUUAGGCAAGCUGCCAUGUUACAAGGGCGUUAACUUGGUGCCGCUGCGCGCGUCGGCCCUAAAAGCACUGGCUGCCUGCCAUUACAUACAAGAGAAGCACUGCAGGGAGAAAAUCUUCCAAGUGCUUUACAAGUCUUUAGAAAAGAAUGAUCAGGAGUUGCAGCAAGCUGGUUUCGAAUGCAUGCAGAAGUUCCUCUCUGGUUUCCAAAUAGACAUGGAAAUGGUCCACCCGGUAAUGAGGCCGCUUCUACUCACCUUAGGUGACCACCGUAACCUCAGUGUAAACGGUGCCAAGCGACUCUCGUACUUAACGCAACUGUUCCCUUCGACGUUCAGCGAAAAAUUGUGUGAGCAGUUGCUGCAGUUGCUCAAGAAACUUCUGGAUUAUUCUAUUCAGACUAAUAGAGGUGGAAACUUCCUUCAGAGCGUGUCAAAGAACAUGGAGAACGAACAGAAGAUCAUAAUUCUGAUCGGCAUAUUUCACCAGAUACCAGCCGCGUCUCCGCGCUUCAUUGAUGUGUUAUGCCGGUUGAUCUUCCACACUGAGAAGUCGCUUAUGAUCGAAGCUGGUUCUCCUUUCAGGGAGCCGUUGGUGAAAUUCCUGCUAAGGUAUCCCAAGGAGACUUUGGAUCUGAUCUUGAGCGACAACAACAUCAAAGAUCAGCAAUGGAGUCGUUUCCUGGUAUUCCUUGUCAAACACCCGGAAGCUGGGUCAGUUUACCGCGAAGCCUUGCAGACGGCCAAGAAGCCGCGGCUGAUGCAGCUGCUAGCAGCGAGCACGCAGCCCGACCGCGCCGAAAUGCAGUUCCAGGCCGUGCGGGUCAUCUCCCUACUCAUUAAAUACGAUGACCAGUGGCUGUCUACGCAGCACGACCUCAUUGAACUGCUCAAGCGGAUCUGGUGUAGCGAUCAGUAUCAUGAAAGCCAUAAAAAAGUGGAGAAUGUUGACUGUACUCAUUGGAAGGAACCAAAAUUGAUUGUGAAGAUACUUUUACAUUAUUUUACCCAUCAUCCAUCUAACAUAGAUUUGUUGUUCCAAAUGCUGCGGGCAUUGUGUGACCGUUUUGUUCCUGACUUCCAAUUUCUGCGAGAUUUCUUAGAAAACACCGUUGCCCAAAAUUACACUGUAGAAUGGAAACGUUCGGCGUUCUUUAGAUUUGUGGAGCAUUUUGCUAGUGACGCCAUGUCUCAGGAUCUAAAAGCCAAGGUUCUGCAAAUGAUCUUGAUACCGUGCUUCGCUGUCAGCUUCGAGAAAGGACAGAAGAUAGUUGGUGGUCCACCAGCACCGUAUCAAGACAAUCCUGAUAAUGUUGUCUCCGUGUUCAUUAACAAUGUGAUCGACCCCGAGAAUCCAUUUGCGUGUUCCGACGCAGUACGCAUAUCGCUGCUGCAGUUCGCUUGCCUAUUAUUAGAGCAGGCUUCUGCUCAUAUUCACGACGCGAACAACAAGAAGCAGGGCAACAAAUUAAGGAGGCUCAUGACCUUCGCGUGGCCCUGCCUGCUUGGCAAGAACUAUGUUGACCCGGCUACUAGAUAUCACGGACACUUACUUCUCAGUCACAUUAUAGCGAAGUUUGCGAUACAUAAGAGAAUCGUCUUACAAGUAUUCCACAGUCUAUUGAAGGCUCACGCUGUGGAAGCGCGUUCGGUAGUUCGUCAGGCGUUAGAGAUCCUCACGCCGGCGAUGCCGCAACGCAUGGAGGACGGAAACACGAUGCUCACGCACUGGACCAAGAAAAUCAUCGUCGAGGACGGACACUCGGUGCAGCAGCUGUUCCACAUACUGCAGCUAGUUGUGCGUCAUUACAAGGUUUACUAUCCAGUGCGUCACGCAUUAGUAGGGCAUAUGGUGGCAGCGAUGCAGCGGCUUGGUUUCUCGGCCACUGCAUCACCUGAACACCGCCGCCUCGCUGUCGACCUGGCCGAGGUUGCACUCAAGUGGGAGCUGCAGAGGAUACGCGACCAUACGCACGAUGACACAGUGGGCUUAGAAAGCAAUUGGCGUCAGCAGGUGGCGACAUCCCCGAGCGGCAGUAUAAAGCGCAUAUCGGGCGAGGAGGGCACUUCGGAUGCGCGCAAGGCGUUGAAUACUGGCUGGGCCAGUCCGCAGGCGGCGGUGUCGCGACUUGAACCCGACGCGGCUAAACCGCUCGAUAGGCAGCACGUUGACGUAGUCGUCAACCUACUACUUAGGCUAGCCUGCCAGGUGAACGAAGGCACAGUGGGGGCAGCUGCAGGCGCGGGCAGUGGCGCUGGAGCCUCCCCGGGCGAGCAGCUGUCCCGGCGCUGCGUGAUGCUGCUGAAGGCGGCGCUCAAACCAGACGUGUGGCCGCACCAGUGCGAGCCCAAACUGUCGUGGCUGGACAAGGUGUUCUCAACGGCAGACAGCAACGCCGCGGCCUGCGCUAACGCUUGCACUGCCUUAGAACUUCUCGUGUUUUUACUGGGUGUGUUGCGAAGGGAGCAAGCCCUAGCAGCUCUGAAACCAUUGCAACGCGGCCUGGCGGCUUGCGUGUCCUCCACCAAUGCUAAGAUAGUGCGCCUUACGCACAAUCUACUGGCGAAGCUGACGGCACUCUUCCCCACAGAACCUUCGGGUGCUGCUCAAGCUUCAAAGUAUGAGGAACUAGAAACGCUGUACGCGUGUGUUAGCAAGUACGCCUUUGAGGGUUUAGCGACAUACGAAAAGUCAGCAGCCGGCGGCGGUGCCGGCGCUCUGUUGGGGCCUCUGAUGAUGCUGAAGGCGUGCUGCACCUCCAGCCCCGCGUACAUCGAUCGCCUGCUGCUGCCGCUCAUGCGCGUGCUGCAGCGGAUGGCGCGCGACCACGUGGCGCCAAAUCCUGACACCGCUACGUCAGACCUGCUGAUACUUGCUCUGGAUCUACUAAAAGCUAGAGUCUCGGUUAUGCCAGUUGACACAAGGAAGACGUUCAUUGGAACAGUCCUCGUUGGGUUAAUAGAAAAGACGACCGAUGCCAAGGUUAUGAAAGCGAUCACACGCAUGGUAGAAGAAUGGGUGAAGAACCGUAGCGUAGCGGGAAGCGCGGCGCCUUCCCUUCGCGAGAAGUCUAUCCUGCUCGUCAAACUGAUGCAGUACGUCGAGAAACGUUUCCCGGAUGACCUGGAGCUCAACGCGCAUUUCUUGGAUAUGAUCAACUAUGUGUACAGAGAUGAGCACUUGAAAAUGACAGAGUUAUCCAUGAAGUUAGAGCCGGCAUUCCUGGCUGGGUUGAGAUGCCCGCAGCCAAAUAUUCGAGCCAAAUUUUUCGAAGUUUACGACCAAAGCGUCCGUAGACGAAUAUUCGACCGGCUGCUCUAUAUCAUAUGCUCGCAGAAUUGGGAACAUAUAGGCCAACACUUCUGGAUAAAGCAGUGUUUGGAACUGUUGCUCGUCACCUGUGUAGCCAGUACACAGAUUCGGUUAUCCAACACAAAGUAUCUACUACCUAACAUAGGAGCAGUGAUUAACUGGGCGGAUAGUGAAGAGCGUAAAUCGUUCGUUAUAUUCAGCUCAGUGAAAGAGGAGUCAUCCGAUGGAUUCAGCGAUUCCAUCGACCCGGAUAAGGAGGACGUGCUCGAUAUGGAUCUCGAUUCUAGUUCUAAUCAGAAAGAAGACGUCACUAAAAAUGCUCCCAAUAGACAACGCGCUCUAACGCAAAUCAUAGCUAAACAAGCGGAGUUCUUAGAGUUGGCACGGCGCGUGCGCACAGAACAACUGGUGGUAGCGGCGGCUCAGCUCUGCCAUAUGGAUGAUUCUUUAGCACACCAUACUUGGCUGCGGCUAUUCCCUAGGCUUUGGAGCGCAUUAGACGAGAGACAAUUAUCGACCGUAAUGAACGAGAUUGUGCCGUUUAUUAUAUCCGGCGUUCAUGUGAUACAACGCGAUCAACCACUUAGCGCCCUAAACACCUUCAUCGAAGCUUUGGCACGUUGCAAUCCACCGAUAAGCAUUAAACCGCCAAUGAUGAAAUACCUGGGUAAAACCCAUAAUCUGUGGCACCGCAUGACGCUUAAUCUGGAACAAAUGGCCAUCGAUCAAGCAAGCGGCCGCGCGCAGCGAGAACCCCUUGAGAUAUACGACUACGACAUCGAAACUACUACUCCGACAGAAAUACUCGAUUCUUUGAGCGAUAUGUACGAACUACUGCAAGAAGAGGACAUGUGGUCGGGUUUGUGGCAGAAGCACGCCCGCUACCGGGAGACGAACGUCGCUAUCGCGUACGAACAACAAGGCUUCUUUGAACAGGCCCAGGCUGCGUACGAUAUCGCUAUGGCAAAACUGAAACAAGAUUACGCCUCGAAUCCGUCUGCUUACAAUAUGCAUAAAGAGUGCAACCUUUGGACCCAACACUGGUUAAAAUGUGCAAAAGAACUGAACCAAUGGGAUUCAUUGCUGGAGUUAGGACUCACUAGGAGCUCUCGAGAUCCCUUCCUGAUUUUGGAAAGCUCUUGGAGGAAUCCUAACUGGCCGACAAUGAAGGACGCUCUGGCCGAAGUUGAAUACAACUGUCCAAAAGAAUUAGCGUGGCUGGUGAAUCUGUACCGCGGCUACUUGUGCAUCUGCGCUGGCGGCGAGCAACAGCUGACUGGCGUAGAAAGGCACGCGGAGGCGGCCGCGGCGCAGUGUCUGCGCGAGUGGCGCCGUCUGCCGCGCGUCGUGUCGCACGCGCACCUGCCGCUGCUGCGGGCCGCGCAGCAACUGAUGGAGCUCAGUGAGGCCGCGCAGAUACACACCGGGCUCCUACACAGUCGGCCAACUUCGUUGCACGACAUGAAGGCUAUAGUGAAAACUUGGCGUAACCGCCUGCCCGUAGUGGCCGACCCGCUCUCCCACUGGGGCGCCAUAUUCACGUGGCGCCAACACCACUACCAGUUCAUCGCGUCGCACUACGACUCGCAGGCGGAGCACGCCUCCAAUCACAGCAUGUUGGGAGUGCACGCUAGCGCACAGGCUAUUAUCCAUUUCGCAAAGAUAGCGAGAAAACACAAUUUGUCAGGAGUAUGCUUGGAUUCGCUGCAUCGUAUAUACACGAUACCGAGCGUACCGAUCGUAGAUUGUUUCCAAAAGAUACGGCAGCAGGUCAAGUGCCACAUACAGAUGUCCUGGACUGAAGGGAAAGAAGAGUUACAGGAAGGGCUCGACAUGAUAGAGUCCACCAACUUCAAGUACUUUACUAAGGAGAUGACAGCGGAGUUCUAUGCCUUCAAGGGGUUGCUUCUGGCUCAAUUGGGACGAUCAGAAGAUGCUAAUAAGGCGUUUGCAGCGGCUGUGCAAUUACACGAUACUUUAGUUAAAGCGUGGGCGCUAUGGGGCGAUUAUUUGGAACAGAUAUUCAUCAGAGACCCGCGACAGACGACCGUCGGUGUGUCUGCGAUGACCUGCUUCCUACACGCGUGCCGUCACCAGAACGAAUCGAAAUCCAGGAAAUAUUGUGCAAAGGUGCUAUGGAUGCUGAGCUUCGACGACGAGAAGAACAGCCUUGCGGAAGCUUUGGACAAGUACUCGGUGGGCGUUCCACCCGUACAGUGGCUGCCGUGGAUUCCGCAAUUGUUGGCAUGCCUCGUACAGUAUGACGGGAAUGUUAUACUUAACCUGCUCAGCCACGUUGGGCGCUUAUACCCGCAAGCAGUGUACUUCCCCAUCCGCACCCUUUACUUGACGCUGAAGAUCGAACAACGCGAGAGACACAAGACCGCCGAAAACAUUGCAGCACACUUACCACAUCAGCCAGCCACCAAUGCCGGUGGCAGUAAGGUGAACGAGGCAGCAUCGUCGGCGAGCACCUCCGCGGGCGGCGAGGCCGGGCCUAUCAAGGCCACGCUCCCCAUGUGGCGGUGCUCUAAGAUCAUGCAAUUACAGCGCGAAAUACACCCCACCGUGCUCUCCUCGCUCGAGGGCAUUGUAGACCAGAUGGUGUGGUUCCGCGAGAAUUGGUACGAGGAGGUGCUUCGGCAGCUGCGCGCGGGCCUGGCCAAGUGCCACGUGGUGGCGUUCCACCACCGCGCCGCCGUCGCCGACGCCACCGUCACGCCGCACACGCUCAACUUCAUCAAGAAGGUCGUCUCCACCUUCGGCAUCGGUAUUGGCAUCAAAAGUGUUUCAAGUUCUGUAAGUGGUGCAUUCUCUUCAGCUGCAUCGGAAAGCCUGGCUCGUCGGGCGCAGGCAACUGUGCAAGACCCCGUCUUCCAGAAGAUGAAGAGCCAGUUCACCGCUGACUUCGAUUUUUCACAACCUAAUGCUAUGAAAUUACAAAAUCUCAUACAAAAAUUGAGGAAAUGGGUCAAGAUACUAGAGGCCAAAACAAAAGUUCUGCCCAAGUCAUUCCUCAUUGAAGAGAAAUGUAGGUUCCUCUCGAACUUUAGCCUGAAAACUGCUGACGUAGAGUUACCCGGAGAGUUCCUACUUCCUAAACAUACCCACUACCAUGUGAGAAUCGCGAGGUUCAUGCCUCGCGUUGAAAUCGUACAGAAACAUAACACGUCGGCGCGCCGGCUGUACAUACGUGGACACAACGGAAAAAUAUAUCCGUACCUAGUAGUCAAUGAUUCAGGUCUGGGCGAUGCCAGAAGGGAGGAGCGAGUCUUACAAUUGCUUAGAAUGUUAAACCACUAUCUGGGCAAGCAGAAAGAGACUUCUAGAAGAUUCCUUCAUUUCACUGUACCACGCGUCGUGUCCGUAUCGCCACAGAUGCGACUUGUCGAAGAUAAUCCUAGUUCAAUAUCAUUAUUGGACAUUUACCGCACCGAAUGCACUAACAGGGGUGUGGAAUAUGACGCUCCAGUAGCACGUUACUACGAGCGAUUAGCCGCAGUCCAAGCCAGAGGCUCACAGGCGUCACAUCAAGUGUUACGCGAUAUACUGCGAGAGGUCCAAGCGACAAUGGUCCCUAAAGGCAUGGUGCGAGAAUGGGCAGCGGCUACAUUCGCGGCGCCCACCGACUAUUGGACGUUCCGCAAGAUGCUGACGCUGCAGCUGUCAUUGGCCAGCUUCGCAGAGUACGUGCUGCAUCUCACCCGCCUCAACCCCGACAUGAUGUAUGUGCAUCAAGACUCGGGUCUGCUCAAUGUGUCCUACUUCAAAUUCGACGUGGAUGACACCACGGGAGAGUUAGAUGGCAACAGACCAGUACCGUUCCGGCUGACGCCAAAUAUUUCAGAGCUGAUAACGUCUAUUGGCAUCACUGGACCUCUCACUGCCUCGGCUAUCGCUGUCGCCAGAUGUUUGGUCACUCCAAACUUCAAGAUACAAUCGAUACUGCGGACUAUCUUACGUGACGAGAUGGUAACUGGAUAUAGAAAAAGAUUAGAAGAUAAGUCAGGAAUGCCCACAGCGGGCACAUCAUCCGAAAAUAAACCAAUGGAGAUGGAUAAUGAAACGAUCAUCAACAUGGUGAACAAAGCCGUCACUGUGAUUAUGAACCGGCUCAAUUCUCUCGCUCAGUUUGAUGGACCCGAUAGCAAGGUGGCGACGCUGGUGACGGUGGCCAAUAGCUACGACAAUCUAUGCCGCAUGGAUCCCGCUUGGCAUCCAUGGCUCUGAAUUUAUUGGGCCUUCGACCUGGAUAUUUUGAUAUUAAGAAUUAAUUAAGUUUUAUGUUUUAUACCGUAAGUAUUCUGAUUUUAUGCAUUUAAGUUUCGUGGUGUUGUAAUAUUUUUAUUUUACAACCAUACAAUGUAUUAUUGUAUUAUACACGUAAAUUGAGUUUAUGAGCCUCUUUAGAUUAAGAGAAAAUUAUCAUGGAAUGUAAUUAGACAAUUAGAUUUCUACGUGCGUGUAUUUUAACAUGUGAAUCAGGUAUCUACGACAUUGUGAUCUCUUGUACUGAAGAAUAAAU
Molecule: messenger RNA, 12261 nt
Organism: Chilo suppressalis (striped riceborer)
Lineage: Eukaryota; Metazoa; Arthropoda; Insecta; Lepidoptera; Crambidae
Source: the annotation of a GenBank genome assembly